CUUCUCCGGGGGUGGGGGCAGGGCCGGGCCUUGCCGGGAGGCUCUCCCCGGGGACGGGCCGAGGGCCGCGAUCGCCCAGCUCAGCGGCCGAGGAAGCCCGCCUCGACCGCCGGAACCCCGCAGCCGCUGGACUUCCAGGGGAGCUGGCGGUGGCGCGGCCCUGCAGGACGGGCGUUGACCGGAGGAGCCCCGGCUGCCCCUUUCCGCCGGCCAGGGCAGGAGAAGCCCGCUGCCCCAAAGGUGUGAAUGACAGAGGAGGUGCCUCCGACUGCACUCAGCGAGAUAUACCUUCGCCUUUUGUGUCAUGAUGACAUAGACACGGUCAAACAACUCUGUGGUGAUUGGUUCCCCAUUGAAUACCCUGACUCAUGGUAUCAGGACAUCACCUCCAACCAAAAGUUUUUUUCCCUGGCUGCGACUUACCGUGGCACCAUUGUGGGCAUGAUAGUUGCUGAGAUCAAGAGUCGAGCCAAAGUACACAAAGAGGAUGGUGAUAUUUUGGCUUCUGGUUUUCCAGUUGAUACUCAAGUUGCUUACAUUCUAAGCCUAGGAGUGGUGAAAGAAUUUCGAAAGCAUGGCAUAGGUUCUCUUCUGUUGGAAAGCCUGAAAGAUCACAUUUCGACCACUGUCCAGGAUCACUGCAAGGCCAUUUAUCUGCACGUCCUGACCACCAACAAUACAGCAAUACAUUUCUACGAAAACAGAGACUUUAAGCAGCAUCAUUAUUUGCCCUACUAUUAUUCCAUCAGAGGGGUCCUCAAAGAUGGCUUCACUUACGUCCUCUACAUCAAUGGGGGACACCCGCCGUGGACAAUUCUCGACUAUCUUCAGCACAUCGGCUCGACUUUGGCCAAUCUGAGCCCCUGCACAAUUCCACAGCGGAUUUAUCGCCAAGCCCAGAACAUCCUCUGCAGCCUUUUGCCUUGGUCGGGCAUUUCAGCCAAGAGCGGCAUUGAAUAUAGCCGGACCAUGUGACCUGAAGGGAGUCCUCCUCCGCAUCUCUGCGGUUGCACAGCUGACAUGGCUCCAACUCUCAACCAUUUAUGAACUUGGCAGAAUUCCUCCUGCUGCUGCUGCUGCUGCUGCUGCUACUUUCCUCUCUUCAGUCUGAGCAGAAGGAAAACAGGCAGUUCUGCUGCCCUGACACUGCAGGGCAAAUGCCUGGCUGCUCUGCCCCCAACCAGCCUUUCUGCAGUGGGGAGACGCUUGGCACGAGCGGCGCCUUAGAACUGAGAGGACUGUUGGCAGCUGAGGCCUCCCGGGUGAUCAUUGCUCGGCAUCUCUGCAUCCCUUUCAGGAAUGCCUCCCUUGGCUGAGCAGUUCAUGCCCAGGGGAGCCUUUGGCUCUUUGAGGCUAAAAUGUUUGUGUGUCGAAGGACAGACACACCUGUAUGUCUUGCUUUCUGCUAGUCUGAACUUGGCCUUGAAGUGUGGACUGGAAGUAGGGGAAGAGCUGGGGUGGGAAAUGCCCCCAAGUCAAGGCCCAAGAUGCUGCCCUGCUCUCCCUUCCUCUGCCUUGGGCCCCAGAGGGCAACUGCUGUGGAGGCUCUCUCCUUCCCAACGGAAGCAGGAGGCUUGAAUAGACCUCGCAAAAUGGGUGUGCCAUCUUAAGCCCUUUUGGCCCAUUGGACCUCUAUGGGGCCAGCCGUGGUUUGCACAAGCGAGUCCCCAUCCCCAGUGUAAGCUCUUGGGACAAAGGGCCAGAUGUUCAGCCUUGCAGGCUAUUUCUGGCCCCUCAAUAGCGGUGGGAAAGCAUGGCUCCCCCUCAUGGUUGAGCUCCAGCGGUCUCAAGGGCCAACAGUGCUGAUCCUUCUCGAAAGGUGCUGUGGGGAGCCUCCUCUCCCCCUCCUGUACCUAGAUAAGUAGCAUCACCUCCCAAGACCUGCAUCUCCAGGCAGUUUGCAUAACCCCAACUGAUCCUCCUGGAAGCAUGAGCUCCUGGUCACCACUUAGUGCAAACACUUGAGAAAGCAGCAGGCUUACACCUUUAGUGCUAAAGUGGAAUUCUUGGCUUGUAUUUGUUGGUAGGAAGAGCCUGGGAGGCCCCGAUGAAGGUCCCUUGCUUGCCCUGGGACAGUUGCAUUUCCAGGAGCUCCAUUCUCCAAUACUGGCCGAGUUUUCAUAUUUUGGCUCUUCAGCUGGCACUCCUUGAACCUGGGGAGUUUAGGCAGAUCGUGUGUGUGUGUGCGUGCGCGUGCAUGCUUGUGUGCACGCUGAAUUAGGAAAAGGGCUUUGAAAAAGAGAUAUGGUGGGGAGGGUGGUGCCUUGCUUAUGGCUGGCAGGUUUUACAUCUGGCUGGCUGGCUGCGUGGAGCAGUACCAUACCCUACAGAGUUUGGAGUGGCACAGAGGUGCUGCUCUUUGCUCCCAGCAGGCCUUGGGUAGAGGGGCUGGUUGUGCUGCCAAAGGCAAAUCAGCCUACGAGACUCUACGGGCACCUCGGGCAGAGCUUGCCCUUCUCUGAGACUCCCUCGGCUCCCUGAUGGCAUCGUCUGGGGUAAAAGGUUAGGGAAGUCUGAAGGGCCAAGGGUCAAUCAUGGGUACAAGCGACACCAUCGUGAUGUAAUGAACACCCUUCAGAAUUUGCUCAGUUGGUGAGGCCACAUCACAAUGCCACUGCAAUGAUGUGGCUUGUGCCAGAGGCCUGUGGCCUCUCUUGGCUGUGUCGCGCAUGGUCUCGUCUUCCAAGUGGAAGGACCAUUUCAAUGCCAGGCCCAGCAUAGCAUCUUCCUGAAAGGUUUUGUGCUUUCAAACCACCUCUUGCUUGGAAAUGCUGACGAUGCCGUUUCAUCCGUGUUUCAGUUUGAUUUCUGAAUAGUGCACCUCCAUCGUUCCUAUAUGCCUGCCUGUUGUGUGAACAAAUUCUCCCCUUCCUCCCCUGAAAGGCGUUUGUAUUGGCCCGUCUCCUUAUUUAUUGAACAGCACGUCAGCCGGUCCUUUUAACUGUCUUGGAUUAAAGGGGUUUGUUUUGUGA
Molecule: messenger RNA, 2972 nt
Organism: Ahaetulla prasina
Lineage: Eukaryota; Metazoa; Chordata; Lepidosauria; Squamata; Colubridae
Gene: NAA60
Product: N-alpha-acetyltransferase 60, NatF catalytic subunit
Exons: 7
Coding region: 247-975 (242 amino acids)
Biological process (GO): N-terminal peptidyl-methionine acetylation
Cellular component (GO): Golgi membrane
Molecular function (GO): histone acetyltransferase activity; protein-N-terminal amino-acid acetyltransferase activity
Source: RefSeq, a predicted model, not a curated record